AUGCUGAAGAAGAAGGUUGACGAAAAUUGUAGCCGUUCUAAUGAACCAAUUCCUCCAUUAGGUCAAGAACAUCAAUUUGAAACUCCUCAACCGUCAAAAUCAAGCAUAAUGACUUAUUUGAGAUACCAAUCGUACCUGCAUAAUUUGAAGAACUUACGGUUGGACCACGCAAGAUGCAUUAAAUUGCUCAAGCGUCAAAGGGGUAAACAUUGGCCAUUAAGUCAAGAAUGUGCUUUGGUUCGCAAUCUAGUGGCUAGUACAGGACUAAGGCCUGGAAUUCUUCACCUUCAAUGGGAGUAUGAUAGUGUUGUGGUCUCUUCCUUCAGGGAACGAUAUUGGCUUGAAACCGAUACGUUUCAUCUUCUAUUUGGAGAGACGACAAUAACACCGGACGAUGAGAAGCAAAUUACUGACCUUGAAUUUGAAGGACAAUCUGUGUUUGAAGGUUUCGACAACAACAUGUCUUGGACUGACCUUUAUAUCCUUGUUCAAGAAAUACUUGGGUGGGAGAAAGAUGAAACUGAGAUGGAGUUUCAGUUGGAUGGUGGUUAUGACCCUGCUGAACCACAUAAACCAAAAAUCAUCAAAAAGCUAUUGUUGAAGAAUCUGAGGACCAAGUUUGAAGGAACAGCCACAAAGGAAAGGGAAGGUCAGGUGAUGGAUGAAACAACAGUUAGGCGUACAACCACAACGUAUUUGUUGUAUUAUCUUGGGACCGUAUUCUUUCCCGAUAACUCGGGAAAUAGGGUCAAUGUUCAUUACCUACAACUGCUGAAGAAUUUGGACAACAUCAAAAACUAUUCGUGGGCCACUGCAACCCUUGCAUAUUUACUUGACAGCCUAAGAAAGGCCUCUAGGGUUGGAGCUACUGAAAUUGCCGGGAAUGUUGCGCUUCUAAUGGCAUGGGUUUAUGACCACUUUCCGAGCCUGAGACCUCCUACUGAGUGGGAAGAACAUGAUUAUGGCCCUACGGGAAAGAAGUUCAAGUUCACUGGCAGACAACUAACGAACAAAGAGGACAAGCUCAUUCAAAUGAGGGAGAAAAUAGAUUCUUUCACUGUUGAAGAUGUUAUCUUUGACCCUUAUUUGAGGAUUGAAAAUGGAGUUGAUGUUCGUAGGUUCACAGAGACCACAGGUUACGUUAUGACCAAUCCUCGUCGAACUCUACGCCAAAUUACUCAUAUUCAACAAAGGGUUGUAGAGGAAAACUUCAAAUUAUCCAAGCAAGGGUCCGAGACAAAAGUCCCCACCAUUGUGCUCAACUACAGGCCAACUUCAAAUCAUCAACCUUCAUCUAGAAGUGAAGAGACAAAUGAUGAAGAGGUGGUGCACGGUGUGGGUACUAGCCAAAGAGGUGGUCGCGGUAGUCACGGUGGUCGUCGUGAUGGUCCUAAAACUCGUGGUGGUGGUAGCACCAACAAAAGGGUCGUGGUGGCCGCCAUGCUUAGUUAUGGAUUUAUGUUAGUUGUGUGUGGUUAG
Messenger RNA from Papaver somniferum (opium poppy), 1479 nucleotides. RefSeq names its product protein MAINTENANCE OF MERISTEMS-like. Gene Ontology annotation, biological process: meristem development; meristem maintenance. The transcript has 4 exons. The record is from RefSeq and is a predicted model, not a curated record. Bases 1 to 1479 code for a protein of 492 amino acids. NCBI's taxonomy places the organism in Eukaryota, Viridiplantae, Streptophyta, Magnoliopsida, Ranunculales, Papaveraceae.